Molecule: messenger RNA, 1421 nt
Organism: Cyprinodon variegatus (sheepshead minnow)
Lineage: Eukaryota; Metazoa; Chordata; Actinopteri; Cyprinodontiformes; Cyprinodontidae
Gene: phb1
Product: prohibitin
Exons: 7
Coding region: 77-892 (271 amino acids)
Biological process (GO): mitochondrion organization
Cellular component (GO): membrane; mitochondrion
Source: RefSeq, a predicted model, not a curated record
GUCAAAUAUUUCAUGUGUUGUACGUCGUGUCCGGUGGAGGUCACAGUAGUUGGUGCAAGCUGAGGUUUCUGCUGUCAUGGCCAAACUGUUUGAGUCCAUUGGGAAGCUGGGGCUUGCCCUCGCCAUCGGCGGAGGUGUUGUGAACUCCGCCCUCUUUAACGUUGAUGCAGGGCACCGGGCCGUAAUAUUUGACCGAUUCCGAGGUGUGCAGGAAGCAGUUGUUGGUGAAGGCACCCACUUCCUCAUUCCUUGGGUUCAGAAGCCCAUCAUCUUUGAUUGUCGAUCCCGCCCACGCAAUGUGCCUGUCAUCACUGGCAGCAAAGAUCUGCAGAAUGUUAACAUCACACUGCGUAUCCUCUUCCGUCCCGUGACAAACCAGCUGCCUCGAAUCUUCACUAGUAUUGGUGAGGAUUACGAUGAGAGGGUGCUGCCUUCCAUCACCACAGAGGUCUUAAAGGCUGUUGUGGCUCGAUUUGAUGCAGGGGAGCUCAUCACGCAGAGAGAGCUCGUGUCUCGGCAGGUCAGCGAGGAUCUUACAGAAAGAGCUUCCACCUUCGGGCUCAUCUUGGAUGACGUAUCACUGACACACUUGACCUUUGGUAAGGAGUUCACAGAGGCUGUUGAGAUGAAGCAGGUGGCCCAGCAGGAGGCUGAGCGGGCCCGUUUUGUUGUAGAAAAGGCUGAGCAACAGAAACAGGCUGCCAUCAUUUCAGCAGAGGGAGAUUCUCAGGCUGCCUUGCUCAUUGCCGACUCUCUGAUGGUGGCCGGUGACGGUUUGGUGGAGCUUCGUAAACUGGAGGCUGCAGAAGAGAUCGCCCUCCAGCUCUCACGCUCCCGCAAUGUCACUUACCUGCCAUCAGGACAGGGCACGUUGCUGCAGCUGCCCCAGUGAUGGCUUCCUUACCCACUUUAACCAGCUGCGACAUGGGCCAUGGAGGGGGUAGCUUGAUGAUUCACCAGAUGAUUCUUGCAUCUUCACAUACAUUCCUCCCACUCUUUCUCAAACUACCACUGGACUGGGCUCUGCUGUUUGCAGCAUGGUGGGGGAUAGAGUGAGAGGUCUGUGAAUACAUGUAUGAAGUCCACUUUUGUGUCUGGAAGUUAAUGAGAGAAUUUCUCCAUAUUUGAUUAACUAAACAUACAAUAGUACUUUGAGAAAGAUCAAGAAUGCAGUUUAUUCAAAGUGCAUCUGCUUCAAUGGGAGCAUUGCAUGUGUGGAAAGCAUCAACUGAUAUUGUGUUGAAAAGAUUUGCUAAACAAUUCUUCUGGCUGUUUUCUCUCCCUUUCAUUUAUAUAUAUAUUGCCAUCUUGUAUAAAUUAGGAUGUGCCUAUCUAAAAGCUAAAGUGUAGUUUCUGUUGGAAUUGUAAGUAAGCCCCAUGACUUAGAAAUGGAUUAAGUUAAUAAAGAAGUCUUUCUACCU